Molecule: messenger RNA, 1281 nt
Organism: Cryptomeria japonica (Japanese cedar)
Lineage: Eukaryota; Viridiplantae; Streptophyta; Pinopsida; Cupressales; Cupressaceae
Product: receptor kinase-like protein Xa21
Exons: 2
Coding region: 1-1281 (426 amino acids)
Biological process (GO): protein phosphorylation
Molecular function (GO): ATP binding; protein kinase activity
Source: RefSeq, a predicted model, not a curated record
AUGUUAACUGGAGAGGUCCCAAAGGGAGGAGCUUUUGCAACACUUGAUGCCUCUGAAAUUAUGGGAAAUCUCGGCCUUUGUGGUGGAUGGAUAAACUUGCCGCCAUGCUCUCAUUCCAAACACAAAGAGACAUCUGUCUCCAAAAAGGUAAUAAUUCCUGUUGUAGUCGGCAUUGCAAUUUUGACCAUGUCUCUUCUAUUGGUAGCAUUUUCGUAUAGAUGGAGACGUUCUUGUACCCCUGCUCUCAAAGUAUGGCCUCCAAAAAUUUCAUAUGAAGAACUAGUAGAUGCAACUGGCGGGUUCAGUGAUGAAAAUCUUUUAGGAAUUGGUAGUUUUGGAUCAGUUUAUAAAGGGAUUCUAAGAGAUCGUACAAAUAUUGCUGUCAAAGUUCUCAAGUUGCAAGAUGAACAUGCUCACCAAAGUUUCAGCAGAGAAUGCAAUGCAUUAAAGAGAGUUCGGCACCGCAAUGUAAUUAAAAUCAUUUCAUCAUGUUCCAACCUUGAUUUUAAAGCCUUAAUUCUUCCAUUAAUGUCAAAUGGAAGUUUAGAGAGGUGGUUGUAUCCUCGUGAAGGAGGCCAAUGCAAAUUAAAUUUGAGUGAUCGAUUAAGGAUAUCAAUGGAGAUAGCACAAGGAAUGGCCUAUCUUCAUCAUUAUUGCUUUGUUCAAGUGAUCCACCGUGACCUCAAGCCCAACAAUGUUCUAUUAGGAGAUGACAUGAUUUCAUACAUAGCAGACUUUGGCCUUUCCAAUAUUAUUUUUGGCAAUUCCAUGGAUUCUUUGACUUCUACAGAUGCACUUAAAGGAUCUGUUGGCUACAUUGCUCCAGAAUAUGGAAUUGGUGGAAAUAUUUCAACAAAAGGAGAUGUAUAUAGUUAUGGAAUCUUAAUUUUAGAGUUGUUGACAAGGAGGAGACCAACAGAUGAUAGGUGGACAGAAGGAAUCAAUCUACCAAAAUGGACAGAAAUGCAUUUUCCAAAUAGAAUCUCAGAUGUGGUGGAUAAUUGUCUUCUUAUAGAUGCUCAUGACUCAGAGAUGUCAACAGUGAUGGAAUGCCUUACUCAAUUUAUACAAAUUGGGUUGUUUUGCACAAGGGAGUCACCUCAAGAGCGCCCUGAUAUGACUGAGAUAGUUGAUAGACUAAAUACAAUCAGAGGUGCAUUUCUUGAUACCCCUAAAACUCUUCAAUUACCAAUGGAUAUCUCACCUUUUAUUAAUGAUGAAAGAAAUAUAAAUACCAUUGAAUUAGGAAAUAGGGGAAGUUGGUCUACAUCUACAUCCUAA